Molecule: messenger RNA, 162 nt
Organism: Funneliformis geosporum
Lineage: Eukaryota; Fungi; Glomeromycota; Glomeromycetes; Glomerales; Glomeraceae
Source: the annotation of a GenBank genome assembly
GUCAGCGCCAUCUUUAAUUCCAAACAUUUACAAUUUAAUGGUACUCACAGUGGGAAUCGAACACACAAAAUGCCGGGACUUGAAUCCGCGGGGCUAGGAGUUGAACCUAGAACUUCGGAUUAUGAGCCCGAAAUGAUAACCAUUUCAAACACCCCGCGACUU